AUGUAUUCAUUCGCAGCUAGGGGUGUGACAGUUCAAGCUCGUGAACUGUGAGUAAAUGUAGUAAAGAGCUGGUGACCAUCUCCAGUUCGUACUCAUGUGAACUGUUAACCAGCUCCAGCUCCUACUCAUGUGAGCUGUUGAUCAGCUCCAGCUCCUACUCAUGUGAGCUGUUGAUCAGCUCCAGCUCCUACUCAUGUGAACUGUUAACCAGCUCCAGCUCCUACUCAUGUGAGCUGUUGAUCAGCUCCAGCUCCUACUCAUGUGAGCUGUUGAUCAGCUCCUUUCAUAUGAGCUUGAAAUGGUGUGCUAGCUCCCGCUCUCGGAACUGAUAUGGAACUGUC
Messenger RNA from Didymodactylos carnosus, 341 nucleotides. Lineage: Eukaryota; Metazoa; Rotifera; Eurotatoria; Philodinida; Philodinidae. The record is from the annotation of a GenBank genome assembly.